AUGAAGAAAAGACGGGAAGGGAGUUUUGAUUCUCACGUGCCUGAAGUAGAGAUAGAAGAAAUGAAAAGCGACUGCAGUUUCGUAGAAACUGAUCCGGAUACUUCUGGUUGUAAAGGAUCGGAUUCUAUUCGCGACCCUGGUGCAGACAUCGAAACUGGUUCCCAGGAAACGGAGGAAAAUAAGCAUGUACCAUCUACUAAAAAUUCCAAGGUAAACUCUGAAAUUGAGUCACCUUCAGAAUUGAUGUUUGGAACGCAGUCUCAGCCAUGGGUGUUUAAAAUCAGCCUUCCCAGGACUGGAGUCGUAGCUAUUGAUGGCUAUUUCAGGCUUGGCAGGACUAUAUGGUGUUCUUAUCAGUUGAAAAAAAAAAAAAAUGCUCUUGAAACAAACAAAAAACUGAAAGGAUAUUUGAAAAUGGGCCGAAGUGGUUCGGAUUUAAAACCUUUUUUACAUAAUGCUCUGAAGAAGGAAAAGUACCAUAAUCUUGUGUGUAAAAAUGCUUCGUUCAUGAUUUUCCAGUUAAUUUUCCCACGAAAAAAUGAAAAUUUAAGCAUAUCAUAUCAAAGGUUACUGAAGGAUUGGGACAGUCUGAAAGGGCGCACAUACAGAGGAUUGCAAGAUUAUUCUCGAGCAAUGCGAGCAUUCAAACGAGCGUUAAAGAAAUCUGAUUACAUAGUAUGCCUCAAUGAAAAGGAGCUGAUUUACAGAUUUUCAAGUGAGCAAGAAAUUGAAGAAAUACGGAAGAGAAGGAAAAGAAAAAAGGAGGAAACGAACAUUAUAGCUAUAAAUCUAUAUUCUCCAUGUUCUUCUGAUUCUGGUUAUGAUACUGCAAAAUCACCAGAAGCAGCACUAGAAUAUGACCAUUCGAGUGAAAAAAAUUCAAUACUAUAUUCUAUAGCUCAUGACCACUUUUUUGGUGGAAUAUCUGAAGAGGCCUGUCUAUUGAAGAUGAAAAAAGAAGAAUUAAGUACUAUUCCUGAUGAAAUUCCCAAAAGGGAAUACAGUGCAAGAUUUGGUAAUGAAAUUAGGACUGAAAAUAUUUCUUCGGAUGACUUACUGGUUUAUUUAGAAAGUAUGGAUACUGAAUCAUUACCUCCUUUAAAUGAAAAAGAUUAUGAUAUUCUUUGCAAAGACCUGUUAAGUGAUCCAAAUUUCAAUUCUGAAUUCUUUACAAGUUUGGACUGUUUGCUAGAUUCAGGUGGUCAUCCUAAUUUGACUCAAGAGACCUGCAAAGUUUGGCAGUUUGAGGAGAUGUGUAAUGUUACUCAAGAUUUGUUGAUGUUUAUUUUUAAGCCUUUGGAAAUCACUGCUGUUAAGGGAAUUCAAAAUUGUGAAGGUGGUACUUGCUUUCACAUGCCUGGUAAGGAAAUGGAGAUUUUCCAAUGCAGUAGAAUUGUGAAGCUGUAUAAACUAAAAGACAAUUACAUUAUGUAUUUGCAGCUUGAAGGGCAGUUUAGUUGUAUUUAAUGCUUCUUGUUGGCCGAGUACUGAGUCUUAACAAAAAUUUUAGUUGGUGAUCAUUAAAUCAUCAACUUUGAUUUCACCUAAAAAUUAAUUGUUGAAAUGCAGACCACAUGAAGUGUGGUGAUGUUUACUUAUCCUUUGAGAUGAGGAUGUUCUUUUCAUUACUAAAUGGGGACAUUUUAACCCAGAGAUUGUACUGAAAUGGUAUUUUGAUUAAGUUUGUGUUUAAAUGUAUUGAAAUCAUAUUUAGAUAAAGUUUGUAUUUAAAUGAAAUCUAGAUGAUGCUAAUUGUUAAAAACAAAGUUGCUGUUAGAAUCCCAGUAUGUAUAUUUUUGUAUCUCAGAUUCAUAUAAUAGUAUAAAAUUAUAUAAAAUACUGGUAGUUUAGUUUUUAAUAAGUAUUAAAAAAACUUUUUAAAUGCAUUUAAAUAAAAAUAAAUAAAUAAAUGAGAUUUGAGAUCCCCAACUUUGAUUUUAAACUUCUUUGUUUUGAAAUGCAUUUCUGAUAAACCUCAUCUCAAGGAUAAGAUUGUGUUCAGAUUUAAAUAUAUGAAUUGAUUUGGGGGUCUAGCAGAUAAGGUAUAAACCACCUUAUUGACCCUGCCUUAGUGCAUCGAAGAUUAUUAUAAUUGUAUAAUUAUCUUCGGUUAUGGGUCCUAGUGCUAGACUGUUAUUAUUAUAUACUUCUGUGGAAUUUCAUAAGAUGAUUAUAAUGAUAAAUGGCCUGUAUAUACUCACUUGUCAUAUAAAUUUGAAAACAAAGUUUAUCAGCUGGUCAUUUAAAUAUUAUGCCAAAUUUGGUACAUCUUGGUUAUAAUGCAGCUUUAGAGGUACCGUAGUUUCAGAUUUUGAAAUAUGAUGUAAGUAAUAUGAUCUUGUACCUGUACUGGAAGCAAAACAAGUACUUAAAUAAAAAUUGUGUUUUUUAUUUAAUUAUAAAACCUUUUUUUUUUCUAUUUAAGUAAAUAAAACUAUUUGGGAGAAAAAAAUAGUGCUUCCAAACUAUUAGCAAUGAAUAUGUUAAGGAAAUAUGAAGUGUUAUUUUAUGGUUUUCCUGUGAACCAUGAAAAUUUGCAAAAAUAAUUCCAGUAGGCAUUUGCGGAAACAGAUUGUCUUUAUUUAAUUAGAUCACCAACAGUUACAAGUUACAAAUAUGGCAUAUAAAGACUUAAAACAUUUGUGAGCUCAAGUUUUGAGAUUAUCUGACAGAGAACUUCAUUAAAACUAGCAUUAGCCAUUCCAACAGUCAAAAUUUUCUAGUGGAAUAUGAAAUGCACCAAUAAAUCAAGUAACCAGGCAAUUUACUUAUAAAUAUGAAAAGGAUUAUUAACCUUCAGAUAAAUUAAUCAUGUUUAAAAUAAUCGCCCAAGGAAUCUUUACAGUUUAUUUAGCAUUUCUUCAGGCCAUCAAAACACUGCUUAAAUGCAUUGUAACUAACCGUUCACGAAAUACGUGUAACAUUUGAAGCUGAAGGGUGACCUAUCUUUGGUUCAUCUUCAAUGCUUUCAUGUCCACAUUUAAAGCAGUUGUACAACUCAUACCCAAGUGUUUUUGAUAACGAUGCAUCGUCAUAUACUGUUUGAAUCAUCUUGAACAUUUUAAUAGUAGAUUUACCUAAUUUGUAACAAAAUUUAAUGUUAUUCCAUCUAGAAGUCCUCCCCGCCCCAGUAAGCCGGUUAUGGUGGCACAUUGAUAAUGAGUGUUACAUAAAAACAAAGCAAGAUUGUAAUAAGACAUCAUGCAUACACAUUAUUCAUGUUAAAUUGCAUUGUUUAGCGAUGGUGUUGAAAAGGGUCAGUGGAAAAAUAUGUAUGUGUAGGAAAUUCUGAAGAACGGAAUAUUUUGAAAAUGUUUCUUAAAAUCAUUUAAGAACACUUACAUUUUGAUUUGCUUUUCUGUAUUUUGUAGUAUCUUCAUAUGUUAUUUCGCUUUCACUUGAUAAAUUUUUACUUGUAUGUAAUUAAAAGACUGAAAUGCAUUAUUGUUAUAAUUUCUUCAUUCAAUAAAAGUCUUUUUCGAUUUGA
Stegodyphus dumicola is the source of this 3487-nucleotide messenger RNA. RefSeq lists its product as uncharacterized. NCBI's taxonomy places the organism in Eukaryota, Metazoa, Arthropoda, Arachnida, Araneae, Eresidae. The record is from RefSeq and is a predicted model, not a curated record.